AUGUGUCUCGGCGUCCACUUGCCCCUGCUGGGGAGCAGUCGCUCCCAUUCGUACUUCGACUUUGAGCAAGACGCAAGAGCAUUCAUGUCGUCAACGUGUACAUUAUUCAUCGUACGAAGCGGACAUCAAAUCUCGAACCAGGGGCUGGGCCGUCCACAACAUUGGCCUACGGACUGGAGCACCGAGUACAGGACAGGGCAGCUUGCUUGCAAACAGGAAAAAGCAAGUCCACGACUCGCAGAUUGUGCCAUCAAGCCACCAAAGUCGCGCACACAGUCGGCCCUUGUGAAGUUUACUGCCAACUGGAUCCGACCCCGCAGUGUUGGUGCCACUACCAACCCCCACAAACAUGCGCGUUGGCCGCUGGCCACGCUGGGUUCACGGCCCUGGAGGCGGCCGACCGGCCUUCACCUUCCAGAAGACCCAGACAUUUCGGCCGCCGCUGGUCUCUUCCUUGCCAAGGAGAACCCCACAGCCACAGCUCGCUGUGUCCGAUCUCCGGAGACCCUGGAUGCCGUCGUGUACUCUGUUACCGUGCUCCUGUACACCGUACGUACUCCGUACUCGAAGGAGGGGACGGGGGUUCGAUGGGGCAAAGCGGCUUCAUGUUGCAACUUGCAACCAACUUGCGCUGCCCAUGCCACGGUUCGACCGGCGCAACAGGUGCCCGGAGGAUGCGUGCAACGAGUCCAACAAGCAGCGUCCAACACAGGCAAUCACCUGACUCUCCUGGAGUCCUGGGCAUGCUCUUCAUCGUUCUCCGUGAGCCCCUCUUCUUCAAUCUGUGCCCUGAGGCCUCAGCGUUGCAUCGCGACCCGCUCUACGGAUCUCGGUCGCUUCUACCCCAUACUCGACUUGUCACCCGUGCGUCAAAACGCAAACGCGCCGGAGAGAGGCAGCGGCGGCCAUGUCGCUAGCAAAGCGAAACGAUGGCUGCGUCCAAUGUCGCAUGCGUCGUAUUCGGUGCGACAAGGAGGAGCCCGAGUGCUUCAAAUGUCGCAAAAAGGGCAUCUGUUGCUCCGGGCAGGGGAUCGAGUACCGCUUCAGCUCUCAUAUGACCGUCGCAUGUCCUUCAAAAAACGGUGCGCUGAAGGUCAAUAA
Messenger RNA from Purpureocillium lilacinum, 1101 nucleotides. The record is from RefSeq and is a predicted model, not a curated record. NCBI's taxonomy places the organism in Eukaryota, Fungi, Ascomycota, Sordariomycetes, Hypocreales, Ophiocordycipitaceae.